This is a messenger RNA of Yarrowia lipolytica CLIB122, 960 nucleotides long. RefSeq lists its product as uncharacterized. The record is from RefSeq and is a predicted model, not a curated record. Gene Ontology annotation, molecular function: ATP binding; kinase activity. Gene Ontology annotation, cellular component: cytoplasm. Lineage: Eukaryota; Fungi; Ascomycota; Dipodascomycetes; Dipodascales.
AUGAACACAGACAAAGUCAACUCGAUUGUGUCGUUUCUGCGGCCGCUGAUUUCCGCCCACCGCUCGGCCUCCGCCAACGUGCCGUUUGUGCUCGGCUUUUCCGGGCCCCAGGGCUGUGGAAAGUCCACCUUGGUAGCCGAGCUGUCUACUGCUCUGAGACAGGCCCCCUUCAACUACAAGGUCAUUGAGCUGUCGCUGGACGACCUGUACCUGACGCACGAGGGCCAGGAGCGACUGUCGGAGGAGUUCCCCAACAACAAGCUCUAUCGACACAGAGGCGAGCCUGGCACCCACGAUGUCGCUCUGGGCGAAAAGACCCUCAAGAGCCUGGUACAGAACAAGGUGACUCCCGUGCCUCGGUACGACAAGAGCAAGUUUCAGGGCCAGGGCGACCGCGUGCCCGAGUCCGAGUGGCCCGUCAUGACGCCCCCUUUUGACGUGGUGCUGUUUGAGGGCUGGUGUGCUGGCUUCCGAGCCAUCUCCAUCGACGAGCUGGAGGCUCUGUACGCGCAGAGCACGAGUCUGGCGCGUGACGAGACAGAUCCCGACGCGGCACCGGCAGUGGAUCCCGCCAAUCUCGAGGCCUCGUCCAUUGAUCAGCUCAAGGAGCCCGUGCCAACGACUCUGGCACACCACCAGUUUUCCGAUCUGCAGCAGGUCAACCACGAGCUCAAGAAGCUCCAGCAGCUGUGGAAGUACUUUGACGCGUUUGUGCACCUUGACUCGCUGGACAUAAACUUCACCUACAAGUGGCGUUUGCAACAGGAACACGCGUUGAUCCAGAAACGAGGAACAGGCAUGACCGACCAGCAGGUCAAGAAGUUCAUCGAUGGCUACAUGCCUGCCUAUGAGAUGUACAUUCCCGGACUGAGAGAGCAGACACUAUUGACUAGACCCAAUCGGCAGUUGAGAUUGGUGUUGGACGAGGACAGAAAGGUCAAGUUUGAGAGAGUUAAAUAG